AUGGAUUCCGUGGAAACCAGAAUACAGCAGGAGGCGGUCAGCUCGCCUCCUGAAGAACACUACACAAAUGCCCGACCAGUGAGCCGACAAGACCCUGAGUUGGGCAUCCCCGAAAACGUUAGCGCCAGCCCGACGAGUGCAUAUCACGACGGCUAUGGCAACCCGCAAGCCCACCUCAGUCCUCCGAUUCAAUCUCCAGAAUAUUCUCCCUCCCGUCCCAGCAUGUCGCCUGCAUCUGAAGCAGAUGCAUCCGCCAGAUAUCCUUCUCCAAACAUGCUCUAUCAACAACCAUCGAUACCGACGGUGUCCGGGAGCUCAGGAUAUGCAUCCUCGCAAGGGGAGACACGCACGCCAACCUAUCAGGAACAGACUGGACAAGGCCGGCCUUCACAGCACCAGUCACAAGCAAGCAAGAAUAGUGUAGUGAUCAAAGUCGGUAUGGUUGGCGAUGCGCAAAUCGGAAAGACAAGUUUGAUGGUCAAAUAUGUCGAGGGAAGCUGGGACGAGGACUAUAUCCAGACCUUAGGCGUCAAUUUCAUGGAGAAGACCAUUUCGAUUCGGAAUACGGAAAUCACCUUUUCUAUUUGGGAUCUGGGUGGCCAGCGCGAGUUUGUCAAUAUGCUCCCUCUUGUCUGCAAUGACGCCGUGGCUAUCCUGUUCAUGUUCGACCUUACUCGCAAGAGCACCCUCAAUUCAAUCAAGGAAUGGUACCGACAGGGUCGCGGAUUUAACAAGACGGCGAUUCCAUUCUUGAUCGGAACUAAAUAUGACCACUUUGUGAAUUUCCCGAGGGACGAUCAAGAGGAGAUUUCGAACCAGGCACGUCGAUUUGCAAAGGCCAUGAAAGCAAGCUUGAUCUUCAGCAGUACGAGCCACAGCAUCAAUGUGCAAAAGAUUUUCAAAAUCGUGCUCGCCAAGGCUUUCGACCUGAAAUGUACUAUUCCCGAGAUUGAAAACGUCGGGGAGCCUCUGUUGCUCUAUACACGUGACUCAUGA
Xylona heveae TC161 is the source of this 996-nucleotide messenger RNA. Its product is annotated as septum-promoting GTP-binding protein 1. NCBI's taxonomy places the organism in Eukaryota, Fungi, Ascomycota, Xylonomycetes, Xylonales, Xylonaceae. The transcript has 4 exons. Gene Ontology annotation, biological process: regulation of exit from mitosis. Bases 1 to 996 code for a protein of 331 amino acids. The record is from RefSeq and is a predicted model, not a curated record. Gene Ontology annotation, molecular function: GTPase activity; GTP binding. Gene Ontology annotation, cellular component: spindle pole body.